AUGGAGGCAGGGGGAAACUCGCUGCCGGCGGCGAGCGGCGGCGAUGGGACAAAGCGAAAGGUCUACUAUUUCUACGAUCCGGAGGUGGGGAACUACUAUUACGGUCAGGGGCACCCAAUGAAACCCCACCGGAUCCGCAUGACCCAUGCGCUUCUCGCCCACUAUGGCCUGCUUCAGAACAUGCAAGUGUUCAAGCCCUGCCCCGCCCGAGACCGCGACCUGUGUCGCUUCCAUGCCGACGACUAUGUGGCCUUCCUUCGCAGCAUCUCCCCAGAGACGCAGCAGGACCAGAUCAGGGCUCUCAAGCGCUUCAACGUCGGCGAGGAUUGCCCUGUUUUUGAUGGCCUUUUCAACUUCUGUCAGACCUAUGCCGGGGGCUCCAUGGGUGGCGCCGUCAAACUUAACCACGGACUCUGUGAUAUUGCCAUCAACUGGGCUGGCGGUCUUCACCACGCCAAAAAGUGCGAGGCCUCGGGCUUCUGCUAUGUUAACGACAUUGUCCUCGCCAUCCUUGAACUCCUUAAGCAUUACGAGGUCGGUGGCAUCUCUUCCGUCUCUCAUAUUUCGUUUUCCUUCGUUUCUUCCCUCAUUAUAAAGUACCCUAGUUUGUUCAGUCUAUCCAUUCGUGUGAAUAAUCUCCCAUACUGUCGGGCUUAGUGGUUCGUUCAUAUCGUCCUAUUGCAUCCAUAUUAGCGUUUCCUAUGGAAUAAUUGAAAUUUUCAUCACUCUCUUUCUCUCCUGUUGGCGGUUUCCGUUCAACCUUUUAACAGGCAAAACAGCACAAGAGAAAAUUGGCGAUAUUCUCAUAAUCUUCAUCAUCGUGGACCCUAAUUCACUUCCGAUGGCUCUCAUAUUCUGUGAUAUGUCCAUAAUACCUGAUCAAUAUUACGUUACAUUCGACCUUUCAGAAAAAAAGUGUUCUUUUCUGUUGAUUUUUCAUUAUCUGUCAACUUCUUUCUGUCUUGAUGUGUUUUUACUGAGUUCACACGUUGUUGGUUACUAUUAAUGGAUCAGUUCUAAAAAAUAAAAUAAUAAAAUGGAAUCUUGUUACUAGAUCAUAUUGGUAAUGCAAUGGAUUUGGAGAUAAUGGAUAGGGAUGAGGAUCAUUAGAAAGUAUUAAUUUCUCAUGAUCUUACUAAGUCGGUGCUACGAUUCAUCUCCAAAAGCUUAAACUUGGUUGCUUCACCGGUUUAAUUUUUCUGUAAUUUAGAAGAGAAAUAAUCUCCAGUUUUUCUGUCUGAUGUCCAGUAUUAAAGCGUACGUUCUGUGCAAUUCAUAUUUUGUAGUAAUCAGACGACAUGAUCUUUGUUCCCUCUCUCUUCUGAAAAAGAUAAGCACCAUCAAACAAUGACCUUUGGGCAUGUCUUUCAUCUUUCAAUGCGUGAGACUGAUUUAUUUUUUACCCUUUUAAGUUCGCAGUUGGCCUAGCCCUUUAUCCUUCCAGAAAAGUAUUAAAGCAUUUUUUUAUGAUGAUAAAAUCUCUGUGCAAAUGAUGUAUCCCCGGAGCAAUGUCCAAAUUUUUUAUUGCAUCUUGCCAGUUCAAGAUAUUGUUCUUCUCGGGGCAAAAGCCGUGUCAGAGGGAGUUCAGCAAAUGAAUCUCUUUGAUUAGGUGGCUUUGAUGAUAGGCUGAACACUCAUGUUGAAAACCAUUUGAUGAGGGAGAAAAGUUAGGACUUCAUUUCUCAGGGAAAUAGUGUUGUGCUUUGAACUCAUCAAAAUAGUCUAUCGUUUUGGAGCUCGACUGACAUCUCCUUUUGCACUAAAAAAAUGAAAUGUGUCUAGUUUGUUCUUUUUGCAAGGGUCACUCGGCUACAUUUUUAUAAUCUGCAAUCUGUAUUGAUUUGUGGGACGUAGGUGGCAAAAAUUGGUGAUACUAUGACAUUCUAUUUAAAAUUAUCGACAUGUAUUGUGGUAUUCUAAAUUACUGUCUAACACCUUUUUUUUUUAAUAAUCUGGCAGCGUGUUUUGUAUGUGGACAUUGACAUCCACCACGGAGAUGGAGUCGAGGAGGCAUUUUAUACAACUGACAGAGUGAUGACUGUGUCAUUUCAUAAGUUUGGGGACUACUUUCCUGGCACUGGAGACGUACGUGAUGUUGGAUAUGGAAAAGGGAAAUACUACUCAGUUAAUGUUCCUCUGGAUGAUGGAAUUGAUGAUGAUAGCUAUCAGUCGUUAUUCAAGCCUAUAAUUGGGAAAGUAAUGGAAGUCUUCCGGCCAGGAGCAGUGGUCCUUCAGUGUGGAGCUGAUUCACUAUCAGGAGAUCGGUUGGGGUGUUUUAACCUUUCAAUAAAAGGACACGCGGAAUGUGUUAGAUACCUGAGAUCAUUUAAUGUGCCUUUGUUAAUGUUGGGUGGAGGUGGAUAUACCAUUCGAAAUGUUGCACGUUGUUGGUGCUAUGAGGUAUUUAUUCUGGAGACUGGUGCAUGUCUUUUAUUUGAUUAUGAACCUUAGGGUGAUCUGGUUCUCAACUCUUAUGUUCUCCAGUGCUUUUUUUUUUUCUAGAGAGUUAGCAUGAGGUUGUGAACUGGUUGCACCCAGGCUCCUCCAUGAAUUUUCUGUCUUCUAGAUUCCAUUGAGCUUGAAUUUUUUGACCCUAACUUUCUGUCCCAUCCUUAACAUUACGAGUUUAAGCUUUACAACAUUCAAUGUUCUGUUAUAAUGUAGUUUUUACCUCUUUAAUGCACGGAUAUGAAUUUGUAUAUUAUUCUUUUAGCCUUCAAGUGGGUGGGGGGGGGGAUAUUUAAAUCUUCUUUGUUUCUUCAUGGAUUCAUUUCUGUACAUUGCCUUUUUUGCUCAUACUUUUGUUGAUUUUUUAAUUUAAAACUCUUGCUCCUUCAUUCCAGGUAAACUGUCUUUUUUCUUGAACAAUUUUUGAAUCAAGUUGAUUGGCUUGUAAUGUUCCUGUUUUCUUGGCUUCUUGAUUCACAUGGUAGAUUCUCCUUGUGGAAGAAACUGAUGUCGGUGAAAAAAAAAAUUAUAGGUAAAAUACGUGUGCGUAUCUGUAUGGUAACGAAGUGUAGGAUAGUCAUAUAUUGUGCUUAAAUUUUUCUGUCAUGUACCCUGAAAACCUAUGGUUGGUUACAUUGGAUGAGCAUGCAGCCAUCUGAUAUAAUUUUGGAUUGUGUCAGUUGUUAUUUUGGGUUUUAUCAGUAUUUGCUUGUACCCAUGAAAUCGUUGAAAUCAGUUGUGACCUAUUCACAGGAUAGCAACUGUGAAUUGAGAGCAAUCUCAAGGGAAUUCUCAACAUUGACAUAUGUUCUUGCAGUGUUUUGAAAUUAUUGACGACCUAUCGUCAUUUUAGGGACUGUCAAUAGAGAACAAUAUUCAGGGAAUUCUAAAUUGCGUUAAGCAUUGAUGUAUGCAUUUGAACAAUUUUUUGAUUCUCUUGCAGUGUUUGGAAAUAUCAUUUUGGUGAUGGGUUAAGGUUUGAGUGGUUAAAAAUGGUUGUUUAUUUAGGAUACAGAGUUGAAGGAACUAUAAUGCGCAUUUUUUGAUGUACAGAUGAGUAAACUAAUUUCGUAGGUUACUUAAAUAUUGAGUAUUUCUGUGGUGUAGAGGCAAAAGGUCUUUUUAUGCCGUGCAAAUAUGUGUGUUUAGGUGUGUAUAUGCCUGUGACCGUGUUCAUGGAUGCAUUUCAUUAAAGUGUAAUAACAAUGCAUUUGUAUAUUUUUCAAAACAAAAGAACAUAAAUGUGUCACUCAUAAAUUAUUUAUUCUCUCAUUUCUUGGUGUAUUGUGCAGACAGCAGUAGCACAAGGGGUCGAACUUGAGGAUAAGAUGCCGCUGCAUGAAUACUAUGAAUACUUUGGUCCAGACUAUACACUUCAUGUGGCACCUAGCAACAUGGAGAACAAAAACACUCGCCUGGUGUUGGAAGAGAUAAGAUCAAAGAUUCUAGAAAAUAUUUCAAAACUACGACAUGCACCAAGUAUGCAAUUUCAGGAGCGGGUUCCUGAUACAGAAAUUCCGGAGGUGUGUUCUAUCUGCUGCUUUAUUAUUCUCAAAAUUUUCCAAUAUUUAAGUUUUAUAAAUUAGCGGUUUGGUUCCAUCAAUAGUGAGGUAAGUUGUCCGAACUCAUCUUCAAAUCUUCUCCUAUUUUCCUCCAUCCUGAUGGACACAACAUUAAGAUUUAGCACUUGUCGUAAUUGUUUUUCAAAACUCGAGAUUGGCAAUUUUUGUACUCCAUGGUGAAGUUGAAGAUGCCUGAAUAUCCACGCCACUGUGUAUCCAGUAGUCAGAAAUGUUCUCCUUGUAGUGUCCAUUGAUUCUUUCUGCGACAAAAAAUAUAAACUUUGAUGGGCGAUAUUUAUCUGAAAUUAUGAACUCUACUCUAUGAAUCGCAUCAGCAAAAAAAUUAAUUAAUGAUAUGGCUGCAAAUGGUCAUUUUAAAAUCCUUGUAUCUGGGGUUUCACUGUUCACUUGUAUUGAUUAUGAAUUUUCUUCAUGGUUUUACUAAAUCAGUGUACCCAUGAAGCAUUAUGUUUCUCCUUACUCAAGACCAGUUCCUCGCACUGGACUGAGAUUUAAUUAGGAUACCUCUCUUUAUCCAAAGAUAAGUCGUCAAUCUGGUUCCAAUUUCCAUUUACUACUGCACCAGAAGGAUCACCCGGAUUUGGAUUCUCGGCACCACAUCCAUGCCUUUCAACCUCCGCUGGCAUUUUAAAUCUUUUUAUUUAAAGGAUCAAUCUUUAUGAGCAUCAUCCCUCCUUUGUCUUCUGCCAUCUCCUUCCAAGAAAAAAACAAUAUUAAUGUUUUCAAUUUCUCAUGAACAAUUCCGGGACUCCUAAUGAUAAAACAAAAUUUACACUUGAAGGAGCAUAUUUGGAAAUAAUUCGCUUAUUACUGGUAGAGAGAGCCUUGACUUUCUAUCUCUUGUAUGUUGUGAACAUUUCUUAUGAUGUCAUCAAAACCUCGAGUCUGGAUGGCACCAGCUCUAAGCAAAUGUUUCCAUUAGUGGCUGUCCGAUGUAUUUGAUGGAGAAUUAGGAGGUUUGACCUCCCAAAGUCAAUUUUUUUCCAAUUGAAUUUCCAAGACAUCUGGGUUAUUAGGCAUUGACUUAGAAACAUUGUCUUAAUAAAUAGUACUGGUGGAAUUAACAAGCAUGCAGUGUGGGUUGAUGAUUUUUCAUACAAAAAAUUUAGAGAGAAUAUAUGCUCUAGCUCAUGGUUUCAUGCCCAAUGGGUAGAUUAUUGCCAAUUUGGUAUUACUUGUAAUUUUCUAUUCUAUGAUACCAUAUUUGAGGGACAGAUAAUGAAAGGAAGUCAAUCUUUUUGUCAUCUCGUAUUAUCAUUGUAUGUCUUGCCUCUUGGGCAUCUUUGUACCCCUACGGUGCCAAGAUGGUUUUUAUGGAUAUUGAUUAGUUCUAGAAAUUUAUUUCUAGUCCAUUUCAAGUUCUAUGUAAUUAAAUCAGAUCCUCAGCCCUGGCGCGGCCGUCUCAUUCUGGAUCGGUUUAAUGCCCCAUGCCCAUCUAAUCUAGAAGGAAAAGCCCUAUACAGGAUCGGAUAAAUAAAAGCAUUGAACCCUCUAGGAGCAUUGAAUGUGAUUGAAGGUUGCAAUUUACCAAUCUGGUACUUUGGAGGUAUUUUUUUACUAAUGGAAAAGUACACAUAAUGCUUGGUCACCACCAUCUAAAGAAAAAGGAUUCCAUUUAGGUGAAAAUAUUUGAAAAAUAAUAAAAUAGUAACUAUACGUUCUAGACAUGUAUAAACCAUCAGAAUUCGUGCAUUGCGCUUUUGAUAGUAUUUGGCAUGUUGACACGCCACUUUAGGGGAAAUCAUGACGAACAAAGUGCUCAAUCCCUCAUCUCCUCGGCCUGUUUUCUGGUGGCAAAUGUUGUCCGUCUAUUUUACCCACAUUACCAAAAAAAUAAGGUUUUCAUGCUCUAUAUGGCAUGAUCCCGCGUUGCAGUUCAUAUAUUUCAAAAGUUUGAAGUACUAUUGUAGUUGCGACAUGAAGCAAUUCGAGUUUUUAUGAAUAAAUUGCAUUUGGCAUGAACGCCAUGAUCUCAGGCUUAUUGCUUUCCAAUCAAACAGAUAGGAGUUUUAGUUGCAUAUUAGUAAUGCCUUUUCAUUUUGUGUUUGUUUACAUGAAAAAGGACAUGUCUCAAUGGCAAUCAUCCUUUCCUUCUUUAUGUGGAAGUUUGUGACCGAGUCCUUGUUUAUGUUUCGAAAUCUUUUUCCUUCUGUCUUUAGAAAUCUAAUAACUAAGCCCAAUUGCACCAUUAGAACCUUCUUCAUCAUUUUCGUUCUAUCUUGGAUCCCGGUUUUUUUCAAGUUGGAAACAGGAGAUGGCAUUGCUUGUGAGAAAAAUCCAUGAUUUUUAAAGAUUUUUCCAUCUGUUUUAGGGGCAAUCAGGCAGUUUUUCGUGCGUUCUGGAAUGUAGACAAGUUUUACACAGUCCAUUUCGAGCGUCAAAGAAUAUCUUUUAACCGUAGGAAUUCCAGAUUCAAAACUGCUAUCGAGAUAUACGCUAAGGCAGAUGGAUAUGGCAAUAUGAGUUGAAGUACGGUUUUUCUCCAAGAAUCUGAGGGUGCCGGAUCCAGAUUUGUGCUGGUUAUUUAGUUUGGGCAAACCCCAUCGACUAGUUUAGACUUUGGUACUGCAAACGCAUGGUUGAUUCCAGAAUUGGCUGAUUUUAAUCUGAUUCGAAUCUGGUGUUUGCUCAAGAAACAUAUGGUGGUGUUUCAUCAAGAAAAAAACGGGAGUUGUUAGGGUUUUUUUUCCGUCCUUUUAAUUUUCUUAAAACUAGUCAGCCGAAUCAGUUUGAGUCGGUCGGAGUCGCAUGGUUUAUGGUUUAUCUCCUUUUUCUGUGAUGACUACUCUUGUCUGUUUUGAUUAGGUAGGUCGCAGAUGCCAUCAGUUCACAGUUUCUUGAACCAUUAUUGGCAGGCUGGAUUAUUGUCAGUUGGAUUUUUUUCCUCCAUCCUUUUAACAUGUUAAAAACUGGCUUAUGGAUUGUGCAUCAUGCUGCUGCUUAUGGAUUAUAAAUGACCUGUAAAUGAGACUUUGAUAGAUGGCAUGGGCCUUCAAUUCACAGUGAAAGACUCCAGUCAUUAUUUUCUUGUGCAAGAACUGGAAGUGUCAAUGGCCCGCGUAAAACCAGAGCCUGGCCUGAGCCGGUUUUUUAACAGCCUUGGGCCUUGAAAUCAAAUUCAAAAAGAAAAAAAUAGAACUAGUCAAAUGAUUUGCCCUGGGCUUUCACUAGGAUCCAGCAUGAAGGCCUGGAUCUCCUUUUUCUCUUCACGCUGUUGUCCCUGGAUCACUGCAGUGCUCUCGUUCUCUCUCUCUCUCUCUCUCUCUCGCUAUUUAUAUCCAUUUGCAUACCUAUCUAUCUCUAUCUAUAGGCCAGGCCUACAUUGUUUAGCGUGGGCUUCGUAAGGAAUGUGAUCUGGAGCUUCUGUCCUUGGGGCUUAUGUUUAGGCUGAGGCCUUGUAAUUGAUUCCAGGUUCGGGCUAGACCUAGUCUGGCCUGACCAAGUCUGGCGUGUUGGAUGAUAACCCAUUUUUCGUCCUUUUUUCUCAAUUUCAUGAAAACAAUAUGCCUAAGUGGCUCUCUGAUCCAUUGUCUCCAACUUUAUGUGGAACAGAAAGAAAAAGGAAUUUGGGAAACCUAGUUAUUAUGGAAGGGUGUACUUACAGAAGACAUUGAGGAGGUGCUGCUUAAUAGAACACCCAUGAGAGGUGAAGAGUCUAUGGUGUUUACAAUUUCUAAGGAUUAUAAAACCUUCUUUUCAUGAAGAUAACGAGCCAUUUUGUAACAGAAUCAGAAUAUUCAUUUCGUCUUCUUGGCAUUGGGGUCUUUGAGUUUCUCGUCUCCUGAGACCUAUCUGUGAUGUGAUGUCUACCUUUCUAUGGUUUCGUGAUGAGAUCCAUACAAGGAUCAGGGAAAGAAGAGGGGAAAAGAAAAAUCAGAAGAACAAGGAGUGGAGGGAGGAGCACGAUACCUUGCCAAGAAAAACUGUAGGGUUUGGGUUCAUAUGAUAACUCCUUACCCUUUUUUUGGACGUUAUGCUUAUCUAAUUAGCUGGUCAUGUUUUCCAAUUAUGGUACUAAUCUUGAAUUAUUAUACGGUCUUGUGAAUAGCAUUAGGGUUUUUAAACAGUUUAUAGAUUACUUUUCAAUAAUGUAGGACGUUCGUCAAAUGUUCUGGGAAAAUCUCUAUUUUUAAGGAUCAAGGAUAAGACUAAUGAAGGAUGCUCUGAGUAAUGUGCAUUUGGAUGAGAUGAUGCCAAAUGAUUCUUACUGCUUUAUCUCAUAGUCAAUAGCAUAGACUUUCUUCACUGUAGCCAGCUGCUACAUUUUUUCCUUGGUGGUGUAAUGCAUCAUUUUUCCUUAUAAAUGUUUUUUGUCAACUGCUUAAUAUCCAGGCAGACGAAGAUCAAGAGGAUUUAGAUGACAGAUGGGACGCUGAUUCUGAUACAGAGAUGGAUGACACUAAGCAUGCGGAUGAGCAGCUUCUGUACUGUGUUUUUUUAUUUUUAAUCUUUUACCUUCCUUCGUUAUGACAGUUUCAUAUCUGAUACUUCGUCUGAUUUUACAGUAAGCCUCCGGUUCAAAGCAUAAAAAUAAAAAAGGAGGCUGCCGAAACAGAGAUUAAAGAUCAGGUUCUUGCUCUCUCUUUCUCUCUCUCUCUCUCUCUCUCCCCCCCCCCCCUCGCAUCCACGCUCACGUGCACACGCACAUGCACAUACACAGAAUAUAGAGAGGAACACCCUGCAAGAAUCCAUUAAGUAAAAUAUGAUGCCUGACAUGUAUGUUAUUUAUUUUUAACUUAUCAUAUUGCUUCUUCAACAUCAAAAAAAUUAUUUGAUUUCAGUGUCGGCAUCUGAUGAUGUCAUGAAGUUAUUAAAUUCUCCCUUGUAGCUCGGUAUUGGUGGGGAAAUUUGCCCCCACCUCACAGACUCCAGGGCACGCUGAGAUCUUGCAGCGAACACCUUGUCAGGAAGAAUGGAGCCUUUCUCAUGAGAUAAUCAUGAAAGAUAUAGUAAAAAAAAAAGGGCUUGCUGAGAGAAAUAUAGGAUUAGCGCGCUUAGGCAUGCAUAUGAGGAUACAUAUUUAGAAGGGCAGACAAAGUUUUACUUUAAUCAGUCUUGUAGUUUGUAUCUAAUACAUCAGUACGACAUCACAGUGAACUGUUUUUGCUGAUAAUUACUGUCAACUACUCUUCCAUUAUGCUCUUCGUCCUUUAAUCCUUUCUUUGCCCGUCCAUUGUUGAUCCCUUGAACCCAGUUUUUCUUCUCCAUAUUAGUUUCAAUAAUUUCAUUUCUUAUGAAGCAUUUCCCUUUUUGUGUAUGUAAUUAUUGCUCGUCUCCAGGAAGCUCAGAAGGUGACUACAGAGCAUGUCAAAACGGUGAAGACGGCGGCCGAGGACACUUCGUGUCCCAAGGUGAUGGUCUAAAGACGAUCUGUUUACCUCUUUUUCAUUCACGAACCGUCCGAAUAAUCUCGGGUGAUGUUGGGUCGCAGAUCCCGGAUGUCGCCUCUAUGUCACUGGAUGAGCCGAGCGGGGUCAAGCUUGAACAGGAGAGCUCAAACCAGCCGGCUGAUCACCCCCCCGCAGCUGCCCAUUCGAAGCCAUGA
Messenger RNA from Spirodela intermedia, 9576 nucleotides. NCBI's taxonomy places the organism in Eukaryota, Viridiplantae, Streptophyta, Magnoliopsida, Alismatales, Araceae. The record is from the annotation of a GenBank genome assembly.